AUGAGCGACAAAAUUCCGACGUGGAACCUGGUUCACAAAUAUGAGAAGCGACAACUUCUCAUCGCAAUCAACUGUGUGGCUGCGUUGUCCAUCCUGUUCUUCGGAUAUGAUCAAGGAAUGAUGGCUGGUGUGAACAAUGCGCAGGAUUAUAUUGACCUCAUGAAAUUUGGGUACACAAAAAUCGAAAAUGGCGAAGCGACACCCGUAGUGACCGAUUCCCUACUCCAAGGCGGGAUUGUUGCUGUAUACUAUUUGGGAACGCUCUUUGGCGCUCUAUUUGGUGGCUGGCUCGGGGAUCGCAUGGGCAGAAUCAAGUCAAUCGCUGCAGGAGCCGCGUGGGCUGUACUUGGCGCAAGUCUGCAAUGUUCCGCACAGAACCAUAGCUGGAUGAUUUGCGCACGUGCUGUCAACGGGAUUGGCACUGGCAUUCUCAAUGCCAUCGUUCCUGUGUGGGCCACAGAAACAGCAGAGCACACCUCGCGUGGACAAUUUAUCGCCAUUGAAUUCACUCUCAACAUUUUCGGUGUGGUUCUAGCCUACUGGCUUGAAUUUGGCCUCUCUUAUAUCGACGGUGGUCGGUCUGCCUUUCGCUGGCGAUUUCCUAUUGCAUUCCAGAUCAUCUUCCUACUGGUCCUUUUUGCGGCAGUCUGGUUCAUGCCUGAAUCUCCUCGAUGGCUUGUCAAAGUUGGACGAGAAGACGAGGCACGCUAUAUCCUCCAACGGCUUCGGGGCAGCUCUCCCGAAGACAACAUGCGCGCCGAGGCCGAAUUCCGGGACAUUCAAAACAUUGCCGAAAUGGAAAAGACGGUCGUUCAUGGCAACUCAUACCUUUCCAUGCUCUUUGGCUGGCAGUCGGGAGAUUUGCACAUUGGCCGUCGGGUGCAACUGGUCAUCUGGCUGCAAAUCAUGCAAGAAUGGGUUGGCAUUGCAGGAGUGACCGUCUACGCUCCAACAAUCUUCAGCAUUGCGGGAUUUGACUCGACCAAGAGUCAAUGGAUCAGUGGAUUGAACAACAUCUUCUACAUGUUUGCGACGUUGGUGUGUGUCUUUACACUAGAUCGUAUAGGCCGACGCUGGACCCUGUACUGGGGUUCCGUCGUUCAGGGCAUUGCCAUGUUCCUGGCUGGUGGUUUCUCACGUCUUGCGAUCAAUGCCCGCGAGGCGGGCAACGUCAGCUCAGCCUCUUCAUACGGUGCUGCAGCCGCCUCGAUGAUAUUCAUUUUCACCUCUACCUUUGGUGCCACUUGGUUAACGGUGCCAUGGCUCUAUCCGGCGGAAAUUUUCCCGCUAGCCGUACGUGCUCGAGGUAAUGCAUGGGGCGUCGUCGGCUGGAGUAUUGGAAAUGGAUGGCUGACCCUGCUGUGCCCGGUCAUGUUUGACGCCAUUGGCGAAAAGACCCUUUACAUCUUUGGAGCCAGCAAUGUCAUUACCAUCCCCAUGGUUUGGGCUCUUUAUCCCGAGAGUAACCAGCGCACUCUUGAAGAUAUGGACCUUCUCUUCGCCGCCAAGACACCUUGGACUUGGGAUGCAGAAAAGACCUUUGCCCGUCUCAAGGCCGAGAAUCCCGGGCUGGUUGACAUUGCCAGCCACAAGAACAAUGUUUUGGACUCGGAGAAUGGACUUGCGCUACCUUCUGAAGCGGCAAAACACGAGGAUGCUGUUGCGGCUGAGCAUGUAGACCGUUCGUGA
Molecule: messenger RNA, 1689 nt
Organism: Penicillium diatomitis
Lineage: Eukaryota; Fungi; Ascomycota; Eurotiomycetes; Eurotiales; Aspergillaceae
Exons: 5
Coding region: 1-1689 (562 amino acids)
Biological process (GO): transmembrane transport; carbohydrate transport
Cellular component (GO): membrane
Molecular function (GO): carbohydrate:proton symporter activity
Source: RefSeq, a predicted model, not a curated record